This is a messenger RNA of Aspergillus alliaceus, 1856 nucleotides long. It is a transcript of the gene zrfC, whose product is annotated as putative ZIP Zinc transporter. Gene Ontology annotation, molecular function: zinc ion transmembrane transporter activity. Gene Ontology annotation, biological process: zinc ion transmembrane transport. Lineage: Eukaryota; Fungi; Ascomycota; Eurotiomycetes; Eurotiales; Aspergillaceae. The record is from RefSeq and is a predicted model, not a curated record. The transcript has 4 exons. Gene Ontology annotation, cellular component: plasma membrane. The coding region runs from base 260 to 1747 and encodes 495 amino acids.
UACCUUGGUGGUUAGUCUGCGAAAGGCUUCUCGGCGGAGUGGGAAAUCUCUGCCACAAAGCAAUAUUAGAGGCGUGCCACCAGGUCGGAGAAAUCCGACACUGGCAAGCUUUUUCAAGUAAUUGAUAUUACUGCCUGCUAAGCGAGUCAGCAUAUAGCACGAUACCUUGUGAGAACGAGGAAAUAAAUAGUAGUCGUGCGAGGUCUCAUUUCUCGGCUCAUUAUUCUCUCGCGAGUUGAAGGAGUGAGACAAAGAAAUCAUGUACAACAUGUUCCGGGGGUUGUUCCUUGCGUCUCUUGCAGCCAGCGUGGUGCAUGCGCAGUCCUAUUCGGGAUGUCACAAACAUGGUAGCGUGGAGUACUGCUACGGGGCCGACGGUGAAGAGACCCCUAUCACUACACAUGCACAGGCAACAGCCACGUCUGUGACUGCUACUACUACUUCCUCAGCACAGACUGCUUCUGUGACCGGCUGCCAUAACCACGGUGACGAUGUGUACUGCAUCAACGGAGAAGGAAACGAGGUGCAGGUGUCAUUAACCACUACCCCAACAGGGGAGCUGCCAGCACAAUAUACUGGCUGCCACUCCCAUGGAAGCUCACAGUACUGCUUAGAUGCAGGCGGAAACGAUGUUCAGAUUCUCGCAGAGGGGGAAACUGGCGAUGAGCAUGACCACAGCAGCGGGUCCGGCAGUUCCUCCCACGGCGAACAAAAUUGUCAUUUCCAUGCUGGUGUUGAACACUGUGUCGGUGCGGGCGAGUCGGAACACUCGGGCACGAAAUCCUGCGGUGUCCAAAGUCGUGACUAUGAUAUGCCAUUGCGGAUCGGAACGUUGUUCGUGAUCCUUAUUACCAGCGCCAUUGGUGUUUUUCUUCCGAUGCUGCUGGUUAAGCUGCCCUUUCCCACAAUCAAUACAAUGGCAUCGACUGUUAUCAAACAGUUUGGUACUGGUGUGAUUCUAUCCACUGCAUUCGUCCAUCUGUACACCCACGCCAGCCUCAUGUUCACGAACGAAUGUCUCGGCGAGCUCGAAUAUGAAGCCACCACAUCUGCCGUCGUGAUGGCCGGUAUCCUCCUCUCCUUCCUGACGGAAUAUAUCGGUCACCGCAUCAUUAUGGCGCGGGGCAGUAAAUCGCCCCCUGAAUGCUGCGACGACACACCAUCACACGAUAGUUCGACAGCCCCCAAAGAAAACGCAGCACCGCGUGCGAUGCAACUCGCCCAGCUCAGCCACAACCAUGGUUCAGAUCCUACACAACCGAACACUAAGCUGUCCGUCCUGGUCAUGGAAGCGGGAGUGAUCUUCCACAGUAUCCUAAUUGGUCUGACGCUUGUUGUCGCAGGCGACUCCUUUUACAAAACCUUGUUGGUCGUGAUCGUCUUUCAUCAGUUCUUCGAGGGUCUGGCGCUCGGAGCUCGCAUUGCGCUGCUUCCGGGUCGCAUCUUCCCCAGCAAAGCCGUCAUGGCGGGGCUUUUUGCGAUAAUUACCCCGAUCGGAAUGGCCAUCGGAAUGGGAGUGCUGCACUCUUUCAAUGGCAACGAGAAGAGCACAUUAAUCGCCCUCGGUACGCUAGACGCAUUGUCGGCUGGUAUUCUAGUGUGGGUCGGUGUCGUCGAUAUGUGGGCUAGGGACUGGGUGAUGGAGGGAGGUGAGAUGCUGGACGCGCCCCUGGUCCGAGUAUUGGUCGGAGGAGUAGCGUUGAUCGCCGGUAUGGUGCUGAUGGGCGUGUUGGGCAAGUGGGCUUAAACCCGAGGCUUGCUAUUGAUGUAUAUAGACUACGACUGUGAUGGAAAAUACUGGACAUAAAUAAGUAACGUUGAAUGCGAUUCAAAAGCUUUAGGGCUUACAACCCACG